Molecule: messenger RNA, 1413 nt
Organism: Rotaria sordida
Lineage: Eukaryota; Metazoa; Rotifera; Eurotatoria; Philodinida; Philodinidae
Source: the annotation of a GenBank genome assembly
AUGUCAGUGACAAAACUUGAAUCACUUUCGAAUGAAAUAUUGCUUGAUCUUAUCGAAAAUUAUAUCAAUGGAGUUGAUAUAUUUAUUUCAUUCUUAAAUCAAUUGAAUAGUCGUUUCGAUGCACUCAUUAAUCGAUGUAAACAAUUUUAUUUUGAUUUUACUUGUAUUAAAAAGUCAGACUUUAAUUUUUGUAUGAAUCUUCUACCAAUUUAUCAUGAUAUGAUAACAAGUUUAACUUUAUCAGAAUGUGAUACACCUGGUCAAAUUCAUUCAUUUCUAUAUUUAUUUCGAUCAUUCGAACAAUUCAAACGACUUCGUCGACUUUAUUUGGAUUUUGAUGCUAAUUCAGUCGAUCUUAUGGAUCAAGGACUUCAUUCUAUAUUAAAAACACAUAUUCAUACAUUAUCAAUUAAAGGUAAAAAUGUUCGUUCAUUAUUUGAAUUCAAUUGUGUUGUUUUGGCAAUGUUAACAUUGACGAAAAUUCGACGAUUUUUUCUUUCUGUUGAUAUUCAACCUGUUUUUUGUUAUUUUCCAUCAUUGAAUUUAUUGAAUCUUGAACAUUUGACCAUUGAAGGACGAGGCUGUACAUGGACCAAUGUUGAGCAUAUUUUCAAAUGUGCUUCUCAUCUCAUCUAUCUAAAUGUACGAAUUAGUCAAGAAUCAUCAAAUUUAACUGAAUCAAUAAAUGAUAAACAAUCUAAUAUUCAACCAUUAACAAAACUUCAUACAUUGAUUUUUGAAUUCAUCAAUGAUUAUAGUUCAAUUACAUUCGAUAAACUUGCAUUUUAUUUUAAUAUCAUGCCAAAUUUACGUCAAUUAGAAAUAACUGAUACAACAGCUCAAUAUCGUUGUCUUCCUAGUUGGAAAAGAUUAUUUGAAACAUCAUUACCAUUGUUAAAUAAAUUUAUUUUAAAAAUUGGUAGACUUUUUCUUUCCGACGAAAAUAUUGUCGAUAUGUUAUCAUCUUUAGAAGAUCCAUUUUGGAUUGUAAAGAAAAAUUACGAAAUCUAUUUUAUAACACAUGAUUAUACUGAUGAUGAUAAUAUUAUUCUUUAUUAUUAUCCUAUUGAUGCCAGACUUAAUAUGAAUAGUUCUUGGAAAAAACAGGAAAAUAACCUACAACUUUGGACUAUUCCUCAACAUUCAAUUGAAAAAAUGUCUCUUCGCAGUUUGGCAUUGAAAUUUGUUUAUUCUAUUAUAUCACUUAUCAAAGAUAUUCGACAAGAACGAUGGAAUCAUAUAUUGUGUCCUGAAAAUCGAUUUCUAUUUACACAAUCAAAAGAAUGGAUAACACUUUGGAUUGAUGAAUCGACGUUUGAGGGACCUUUUUGGCAAUCAUUUCAAUUAAUUCAUAAGGAAGCAGCUAAACGAAGAACAUCAAAAGUUCGUCAAAGUAGAUGUAUCUGUUGUUGA